AGAGAGAGAGAGAGAGACGGGCACGCGCGCUAACGGACGGACACGGCGUCCGAGCAGAAAAGACCUUUCACGCGGAGCGGCGGCCCCGCGGGCACGCGCCCCCUGUUUCCUCUCCGCGUCGUGCCGAGGGAUGAACUUUGACGCUCGCAUCACGUCGGCGCGUCUCCACGGGUGUCGGUGUUUUUCCCCGCGCGGCGCGCGUCACCCGGGCGGGCGGCGUGAACUUGGUUGCAACAUCACCGCGCAGCUCCGCGGAUUAACGCUCAUCUGUCCGCGCGCGCUGCUGGGUAACCACAUGCACUGUGUAGAAAUGAGAGGACCAAGGAGCACGUGAAGAUGUCCCCGAAUUCAACCAAAACAUGGUGCCUUAGGCUUUUCCCGAUCCUCCUCUUCUUCAUCUCCUGUGUCACAUUCUACUGCUCCUAUGCCAUAAUUCAGAGCUACGCAGGAACCAAUCGGUCUCCCAACAGCAGCAAGUCGCUGUGCGGCGGUUGGCUAACGCAGAAGAAGUGGGAGAGCCUUAACUUUAACGUUAGCCGACAGACAAAGCUCUUUCUGAAGCUGGAGGAUUUCUUCUGGCGGGAGCAUCUCGCGUCGCGGCUGGCGUUACCGUACGGCGUCAAGGGCAGCGAGCCGCUGCUGCUGAAAGCUCUCGCCGUACUUGCAGAUUAUCAGGUGCCAGACAACAUCCAGAACCUCGAAUGCAGAACCUGCGUCGUCAUCGGCAACGGCUUCGCCAUUAAAAACAGCUCCUUGGGAAGCAUCAUCAACAAAUAUGACGUGGUCAUUCGGUUGAAUGACGCGCCAGUGAAAGGCUACGAGGACGACGUGGGGAACAAGACCACCAUGAGGUUCUUCUACCCAGAGUCGGCCUCCUUCAACCCGGGACAGCACAACGAGGCCGGCACGCUCAUGGUCCUGGUGCCUUUCAAGCAGCAAGAUCUCCGCUGGCUCAAAGAGAUCCUCUAUAACGAGAAGAGGGUCAGGAAAGGAUUUUGGAAGCCCCCUCCCCAAAUCUGGUUGGGUGACACAAAUAAAAUCAGAGUGCUGGACCCUCACUUUCUGCAUCAGACUGCAGACCGACUGCUCCGGAUCCCCCUGCACCCGAAUAGCAAACAGCCCGUGCAUCCCACCACGGGUAUCCUCGCUGUGUUUGUUGCCCUCAACUACUGCGAUGUGGUCCACGUUGCUGGUUUUGGAUACCCCAAAACAAACAGCCCAAGGCACCCUAUCCAUUACUACGGAUUUGACACCAUGAGGUCGAUGAAGAACUCUUACCACGACCUCGAUCAUGAAGCCCAAGCCUUAAGGCGACUGGAGAACUCUGGAGCUAUUUUGUACCUGCACCCACAUUUAUGAUGCACGCACUUUGUCAGUUGGACUCACACGACGCCAAUUGAUGAAAUUUGAACUCGGUUCGGGUCAUCCCAUUCAAAUUAGAUGGUAAAGUGCCUUCCGCAGUGGGACACGUCGGCGGUGCGUUCAGUCGCCAUGUGGCGGCCAUGAGAGUCACGUCUCGGGGUCCGAAGGACGCCUCAUAUUGUUGAAAGACUUGCAGAGAUGAUUUAACGGCUCACCUCCAAUGUGUCGGUAACCCUGGUAACACGGCUCAUCAUUCUGCGUAGUGUCUAAUCUUUUGUCAUGUCUAUGGGUUUUGAAUCAUUACCAUUAAUGUGAGUUUGCAGGAGAAAAGGCCAGCGGCGUGACACACAUUCGACAACCCAAUGGUCUCGUUUGUCGUAAGUGACAUAUGAGUUUUUGAUAAUUGAAUGCAUAAUAAUCCAGCUUCAAAAUUAAUCUAAUUAAUUAGAUUAUUUGUUAUUCAACCUGGUCUGAUUGAAUGCUUCACUGUCAAUGUUCAUUUUACAUGAGAUGAAGGGGAAAUUAAUUGAUCACACAGCUGAUUUGCACAUGAUUAGCUUUUCACUUUUAAUUUCUUGGACUGGAAAUACGACUUGUAUUUUGCCAAUAUUUUUUGGUCACAAUUGUUUCGGAGUUCUUAUUUAUUUAAUUUUUAUAGUUACCAUUCCCUUUUUUUUUCUUUUCAAAAACAAUAUCUGUAAAUCGUACCACAGGAUAUUUUUUAUGUACAGAAUGAAAUCAAUUUAUAAUUAAAUAUAAAAGGAAAAAGGAAA
Gasterosteus aculeatus aculeatus (three-spined stickleback) is the source of this 2135-nucleotide messenger RNA. It is a transcript of the gene st3gal4, whose product is annotated as ST3 beta-galactoside alpha-2,3-sialyltransferase 4. The record is from RefSeq and is a predicted model, not a curated record. Gene Ontology annotation, molecular function: sialyltransferase activity. NCBI's taxonomy places the organism in Eukaryota, Metazoa, Chordata, Actinopteri, Perciformes, Gasterosteidae. Gene Ontology annotation, biological process: glycolipid biosynthetic process.